GAGCUUUUAAGGAAACCGGUGCUAUCUAUUGGCUAUUCUCCAACUGUCAGAGUGCGAGUAAGCAAUUAGAGAUAUGCAGAAAACUGUGUAGCAAAUGUGUAACAAGUGGCUCUUAGUUGGUGAAAGUAGAAUAAAUGGACUAUGCACUGCCACCAAAGCAUGAUGACUGCGUCUGCACAGCUCUGUUUGCUGGCAUAUUUAACUCUGACUUUGGGGUUGACUUUGGGUUUGGGCCCAAACAAAAACAUGGGGUUUACGUUCCUCUUACCAGCUGGAAGCACAGAGUGUUUUUACCAAAAGACGGCAAUGAACGACAGCAUGGAAGUUGAAUACCAGGUGAUAGCAGGGUCAGGUCUGGAUGUUGGGUUUAUCCUCCUCUCACCCACCGGACAUCGGCUAGUCUCCGACUUCAGGAGGUCUGAUGGUAUCCACACGGUGGAUCCCACAGUUGAUGGAGACUACAGGUUAUGUUUUGACAACAACUUCAGUAAAAUGUCAGAGAAGAUGGUGUUUUUUGAGGUGGUCAUUAAUAGUCUGAACAGCAAAAACGGAGGCCAAGAUGACUGGUUAGACACUGUAACGUCAGACAGCAUGGUGGACUACAAAAUGGAAGACAUCAGGGCGAGAAUGGACUCUGUGCACCGGCACCUGGAGAAAAGCCAUCAAGUCCAGGCCAUGCUGAGGGCAUUUGAGGCAAGGGACCGCUACCUUCUGGAGGACAACUUGUGGCGAGUGUCCUUUUGGUCCUGCGUAAACCUGUCGGUCAUGCUCACUGUUGCUGUCGUUCAAAUUUACACCCUCCGACGCCUCUUUGUCAACACCAAGCAGGUCCGAACAUAACAAAACCAUCCUUACCUCCAUCGACGAAAGACUAGCAGAAAACACUCAACUGACAUGGCCUCGGGAGCUGAAUUUAAAGGAAUAGUUUACAUCAUUUUAAAAAGCUGGUUUUUGCACUGGAUUUUUUCUGUAAUUGUCAAAAACUGUUCCCUUUGAUGCAUUGUGGAAACCACUUCCUGCUUUUGCGUCAUCCCUGAAAUCACAUUUAUAGCACAAUAGUGGAUGCCUGUGGCACCGGUAUUUUUUAAAAGUUUCAUUAGGGAAGCUACAAAGUCAGCUCUUCUCUCUUGAAAGUUUAUUGAAUUACAAAUGCUACAUUUGGCACGGACAUUUAAAAACUAAGAUUAUCAAACCACCAAAAAACUAAUUAUCAGAUACCUCACCUCAUGAAAGCGCAUGAUGAAGCUUUUUCAAAGCUUUAAAAAAAAAAAAAAAACAGAUGCAAAAUAGUAACUGUAAUAAAAAAAAAUAUUUACAAUCACAAAAAGUCCCUGAUUAGAUUUAGUAUACGACAGUUAAAUAUUACACAAAACAAUAACAGUCAGGUGGCUGGGAAAAAGGCAUCAGAGUCACUUGUUUCAUUCAAUUGCACUUUGUGGUACUAAAGGUAGAGAAGUCAGUAAAGCCAGGUGUAUAUUUCUAUAACUGUGAGCAGUUAAAGACUCUGCCAUGAAUUAUUUUAUUGUGGUAAUGCCCCACCACGUGAAAGGCAUUUUCUCUUUUUCAUCACCGAGCAGAUGCAUGAAAAAUUAUAAUACAAUUCUCCUGCUGCACUUUGCCUUUGUGAGUUGGCACCAUGUCUGGUAAUCUAGAACUGAAAUGAUACAAAACAAAUGCUCUAAGGUCUUCUGGGGGAUUGGGAACAGAGAACUGAAAGUACAUCAUGAGAUUUCAAACCAUUUCAGCUUUUUGUGCCCACAAUCAUUAGCGUAAUUUAUCCCAAAGAAAGAAAGAAAACCCUGAACCAUGCCUCUGUUUGAAUUCUUCAGUUAGGCUGACUGUCAGAUAUCAAAUGCAGGACUGUAACAGCUUUAUUGGGAGUGCCUCUUUGUUUUGAUGAAGUGAAAUUAAAAUGUGCUCUUCUG
Messenger RNA from Oreochromis aureus, 1925 nucleotides. Its product is annotated as transmembrane emp24 domain-containing protein 1-like. Bases 142 to 840 code for a protein of 232 amino acids. Gene Ontology annotation, cellular component: endoplasmic reticulum; Golgi apparatus; endoplasmic reticulum-Golgi intermediate compartment. The transcript has 4 exons. NCBI's taxonomy places the organism in Eukaryota, Metazoa, Chordata, Actinopteri, Cichliformes, Cichlidae. The record is from RefSeq and is a predicted model, not a curated record. Gene Ontology annotation, biological process: Golgi organization; endoplasmic reticulum to Golgi vesicle-mediated transport; intracellular protein transport.